UAUAUUAAUCUCUUCCUUCAGCAACAAAAUGAUCAUCAUGACCGACCCAAAUCAUGAUGGUUCAUGAUAUUGAAACACUCUUCAAUUACCUGAUUAAGCAUCCACUUGAAGCCCAUAACUCUUCAACAAGGUCUCAAACCAUCCACUAACAUUGAUAUUUGCAUUGUCAGUAUGCAAAAAAAUCCGAUAGGUUGUGAGUAGUGCAAGUAGGGUGCUUUCCAUUCUUCUACACUAGAAAUAUGACAUGAGUGUUGAUGACUCUCUUUUCCAAUAACUUGGUAUUUACACAAACUCUUAUUGGUUUCUCUAAAUUAACUAAACAAAUGUAUAGUCCACAUGUUGCAGCCAUGACUAAAAGUACCAACCUCAAUGUUGAUGGAAAAUUCUUAGUAUGUCCAUGGAAUCCUCAAAAAUGAAGUAGUCACCACAUGUCACAAUGAAAUUGUAAGCUAAUGUGAUUAAGAUUCAAGACAGAGAAAAAAAAAUGAUGAUAGCAAUGAUUGAUACUGCCUAGUUUUCUCACCUUCUCCAGGACAAAUAAUUGUUGAAUCAUGUUUGGAAUGAAGACAACAACAAAUAUCCCUCUUCUUGAGCUGACAAAAGUUAAUUCGAGAGCUGAGCAGUGGCGAAGAGCGAAAUCUAGAGCGGAGAAGAACGGAACUGAAUCCGGGCGGAGCAAACACGCUGUAUUUCGAACCCUAGCUGAGGCGCCACAAGGAGGUGCUCGCGGCGGCUACUACGGAGAAGGAAUGGCCAGCGACUGUCGCGCGGCGGUUUUGUCGACGCUGAUGGUGGACGAGGCGUGGCAUCUCUCGACGCUGAAGGCCUGGUUCACGAGGGUUUGGAAGUGGUGGAGCACGCAGUAGUGGCCCGUCGAUGCAGGCAGCGGUGGGAUCUCCGGAAAUGACAUCUUAGAGUUUAAGUGUUGCGUUGAGCGCGAGAGAGAAAGGGAUGGAGGAGCAAGCUAUUCUGAGCAGGCGCACAGUGGCCGUGACGAGGCUCGCCGGAAUCUUCGCCAGCGUUUGAGCGCAGUGAGGGGUAAAGGAGGAAGCCUGAUGCGUUUGUUGUAUGGAGUAGAAGAGACCGAGUGUUCUGUUCUGUGUUGGCUUUUGUGUGUAAUGAUUGCGGAGAAGAAGAAUAACCUGAAAUUGGGAGAGAAGAGACAAUCAAAUUUUUGGAGGAACGGUUGAAAAAAAUGAAAAUUAGCUUUUAGAUAAUUCACCAGGUUCAUCUAAAUCAUGUUAAGUUGACGUGUUGAGGCUCAAUGAACCACACAAGAACAUCAUCGUCUAUUCUUCUGUCACAACUGUCACGAUCCCGCCACUUUACCACAAUUCUCACACUCCAUCUCCUUCAUUCAAUGAUUCCACUUGGUUUCAAAGUGAACAUAGAAAAAAAAAAGAUUCAUUUGGUUUGAGUCUCUUUCACUUUUACACCCCUCACCGUCUUCUAGUUCCAUGUAACACCACGUCGCAAGAAAACAAAACCAAUAAGGGAGGUGGUGAGGAAAAUAUGGAGCACUUUGUUGUGGUGGUCCUCAGUUCUCUCUCUCUAACACUUUCCUCCUUUAUAUAAUUCCUUUGCCAUCACCCUAUUGCAGCCAUUCUUCCAUAUGGAGGGGUUGGAGCCAAAGGUGGUGAUGAGGGGUGAGAGGUUGAAGAGGGAUAUGGUAGAUUGUGGUGAUAACCAAAAAGGGUACGUGGAGCUUCGGCAGGAGAAGAAGAAGAAGAAGAAAGGCGAGGAAGGGAAGAAAGGGUGUGUUAAUGGUGGCAUGCUGUGUUGUCAAGCGGAGAAGUGCAACGCAGAUCUGCAUGAGGCCAAGCAAUACCACCGGAGGCACAAGGUGUGUGAGUGUCAUGCCAAGGCUCAGGUUGUGCUUGUUCAUGGCACCAAACAACGGUUCUGUCAGCAAUGUAGCAGGUUUGGGAGAUUCCACGAGUUGUCAGAAUUUGAUGAUGCAAAAAGAAGUUGCCGCAGGCGUUUGGCUGUACACAAUGAACGGAGGAGAAAGAACUCUUCUGAUCAAUCUCAAGCAGAAGGGUCAAGCCACCACAAAGGGUCAGAGGUCCCUCAAAUGAAGGACAUUGCUUGUGGUCAGGCUAAUGAUAGGGGAAGAACUCAUAUAACGAUACAAGAAAAUUCUGCUUACAAAAAGUUUCAAAUUAGAUAAGAUCUGCUUUUGUCCUUAAGUUGCUCUCUCUCUUCUGUCAUCUUGGUGAUGGAUUGGUGAAACAGUUUCUGUGUCACAUUCACGCUGAAGAUUGCAUUUAGAUAAAUAACUUCAAAAAUAAAACUAACAUAAUGGUGUUGCAGUAAAUUAUGCACUUCUUCCCAUUAUGUUCAACCAUUAUGCUUGACAUAUCUUAACAUAAUACUCUAUGAUUUGUGCUACAUGCCUUGCAUUAUGUGCUAAGCAGCGAAAUUUUUUAUUUGGUUAUAUUACAAAUUACAAUAACUGAUACUACUAACAUUGGUUCUUUUGGUUAGAGAAAAUAAAGGUACAUAACAUGUUUUGUCACCUAAAUAUAGCUUUGGCCUACACUAGGUCAAGUUGGCUAUGAGAAUCCCUUUUGUCAAUUUGCUAUGGGAUAAGAUAUGUGCCGAACGCACAAUGAGAUCAAUUGCUUUUGCAUGCUGAAAGAACAAAG
This is a messenger RNA of Vigna umbellata (rice bean), 2648 nucleotides long. The record is from RefSeq and is a predicted model, not a curated record. NCBI's taxonomy places the organism in Eukaryota, Viridiplantae, Streptophyta, Magnoliopsida, Fabales, Fabaceae.